AUGGCCUCUGCCCGGCCUUCGCCUUCCUCGUCCCGCCGGUUCCUCAAGCCUCUCCUCUACUCCGCAGCUGUGCUCGCCGGGGCCGGGGCAUCCAUUAUAUACGUGUCCUACCGCCCUAUCAAUGUCCCCGGAUCGCAAGGGGCAGUUGUCCCCGUCCUGCGCACCGAAGAUGGGAAAAUCAUACCGCCUAAGUUUCCCUUGAUCAAGUCCCGCGCCGAACAGGUUGCCGACUUGCGAAAGAGUGGUGGAUUAGUCGGGUCGGCCACAGAGACACCGCUGACGCAGCAGCUCAGAAAUAGCUUUGACAGACUGCGCGGCGCGACGAGCGGCGAGCAAGAUAAAGACCAAGUAUUGGCCGCGGACCAAGACGCUGGCGAACCGUAUGACUUGCUUGUCAUUGGCGGCGGUGCCACGGGGUCUGGAAUCGCCCUGGACGCUGCCACUCGGGGCCUCAAGGUCGCCCUCGUCGAACGCGAUGACUUUGCCGCCGGGACGAGCAGUAAGAGCACGAAGCUCGUGCAUGGUGGGGUGAGAUAUCUAGAGAAGGCGGUCUGGGAACUCGACUACAAUCAGUACGCGCUGGUCAAGGAAGCGUUGCGCGAGAGAAAAUAUUUUCUCGACACGGCGCCGCACCUGAGUACGUGGUUGCCCAUCAUGAUCCCACUGCAGAAGUGGUGGCAAGCGCCGUAUUUCUGGGCGGGUACCAAGUUUUACGAUUUUCUGGCCGGGAGUGAAGGGAUUGAGACGAGUUAUUUCUUGACGAAAAGCAAGGCGCUCGAUGCGUUUCCGAUGCUCAAAAAGGACAAUCUCAUCGGUGCGCUGGUGUAUUAUGAUGGCGCGCACAAUGACAGUCGGAUGAAUGUCAGUAUUGCUGCUACCGCGGCGUUGUAUGGGGCUACAAUCGUAAAUCAUAUGGAAGUCACGCAGUUGAUCAAGGACCAGAACGGACGUUUAACAGGCGCGGUGGCAAAGGAUCUCGUCAGUGAGAAGAAUGGGAAGCCGUCGAGCCCGAUCACGAUCCGCGCACGAGGGAUAAUCAAUGCCACAGGCCCCUUUUGCGAUUCGAUUCGCAAAAUGGAUGACGCUAAGGCGCAGGAGAUCGUGGCACCGAGUUCGGGCGUGCACGUCGUGCUGCCGGGGUAUUACAGUCCCCAGAAGAACAGUAUGGGCUUGAUCGAUCCGAGCACGUCGGAUGGAAGGGUUAUUUUCUUCUUGCCCUGGCAGGGAAACACGAUCGCAGGCACGACCGAUGCGCCCUGUAACAUUACUCAGCAGCCCAUUGCGGGCGAGGAUGAGAUUGGGUGGAUUUUGAACGAAAUCAAGGGGUAUUUGUCGCCUGAUAUCAAUGUGCGGCGGGGAGAUGUUCUGGCUGCGUGGUCGGGUAUCAGACCGCUGGUGAAAGAUCCUAAGGCGAAGAAUACGGAGUCUUUGGUGCGGAAUCAUUUGGUCACAGUCUCGGAGUCAGGACUGCUUACAUGCGCCGGCGGGAAGUGGACAACGUAUCGACAGAUGGCGGAGGACGCGGUCGACGAGGCUGUCAAGCAGUUCAAAUUGGAGACCAGGCCUUUGACAACGCCGAGACGGAUAAGUGGUUCGGAAAGGGUCAACGAUGCUUCACCCCUUGAUGGAUCGUGUCAGACACAUCAGGUUCGACUCGUCGGUGCCCACGGAUAUUCCAAGACACUGUUCAUCAACCUGAUUCAACAUUUUGGCAUCGAGACAGAAGUGGCCAAACACCUUGCCGAAGCAUAUGGUGAUCGCGCCUGGACUGUCGCUGCCCUUUCAAGUCCCACAGACGAGAGAUUCCCUGUUCGAGGGAAGAGAAUCUCGCCACUCUAUCCUUUUGUGGACGGCGAGGUGCGGUAUGCGGUGCGCCAUGAAUUCGCACAGCGGGCGGUCGAUGUUAUUGCCCGAAGAACCAGACUGGCGUUCCUCAACGCCCAAGCUGCCUUGGAGGCGUUGCCCACGGUGAUCGACUUGAUGGCCGAAGAGUUGAAAUGGGAUAGCAAGCGGAAAGAGGUGGAGUGGAAGGACAGCGUGGCUUUCCUGGCGUCGAUGGGUCUGCCCAAGAGCAAGCUCGGUGUGUCGAGAAAGGAUGUUGAGAGUGGCAGGGCUGGCUUCGCGGAUGAUUGGGAGCGGAAGUUGUAUUCCAGAUAUGAUGGUCCCGCGGACACCCUGGAGAGCGAUUCGAAGUUGCAACCUGGACAAAACCCCGGACUAGGCACUGAGUCUCCGGCCAACAAAUGA
Exophiala xenobiotica is the source of this 2247-nucleotide messenger RNA. RefSeq lists its product as uncharacterized. Bases 1 to 2247 code for a protein of 748 amino acids. Gene Ontology annotation, biological process: glycerol-3-phosphate metabolic process. The record is from RefSeq and is a predicted model, not a curated record. Gene Ontology annotation, molecular function: glycerol-3-phosphate dehydrogenase (quinone) activity. The transcript has 2 exons. Gene Ontology annotation, cellular component: glycerol-3-phosphate dehydrogenase (FAD) complex; mitochondrion. NCBI's taxonomy places the organism in Eukaryota, Fungi, Ascomycota, Eurotiomycetes, Chaetothyriales, Herpotrichiellaceae.